AUGUCUCAUGAUAUAGGCUGUGAGGACCCCACAGUGCACAGCCCCCCACAACAUACAGUCUAUGUCCUGGUGGGCUCCAGCGCAGACAGCAUUCAGCUGCUGAGCCUGAGUCCGAUUCUGCCCGAAUCUGGCAUCGUCGCUGACAUUGACGUUGAGACGGCCCUAGAGCCCAGCAAGGAGCAGUUCUACCAGUUAAAGAGCCAGCCAAUCCCUGCCAGUCAGACACCGUUACCCUCCCCUCAGACUCCCCUACAGACCUCCAGUGCCAUGUCUUCGCGGGUUCUCCUCCGGCAGCAGCUGAUGCGCGCACAGGCCCAGGAGCAAGAACGGAGGGAACAGGAACAGAAGGCCACACAGCUCUUAGCAGAGCGUGGCAAUGUCCCACCAGCUACGCCAGCCAUCAGUGUGACUCAGCCAACUCGGCCAACUCCAGCGCAGGUGCCGCUGGAGGUACUGAAGGUACAGACUCACCUGGAGAACCCAACAAAGUACCAUAUCCAGGAGUCACAGAGGCAGCAGGUCAAGCAAUACCUCUCCACUACCCUCGGAACCAAAAUGCCCAUACAUGCUUCUGCUCCAAGCACCACCACUCCAGCCCCUGCCGUGUCUGGGGCCUCUCCUCAGACAGAACAGACCCUCCUUCCAACAGCCAGCAGCGCUCCCAACAGCCCCCUGGCCCAGCUCAAAAUUGGCUCCAAUUCAGAGAAGGAGAUUAGUGAUGUCAUCGAUGAGAUCAUAAGUUUGGAAUCCAGCUACAAUGAUGAAAUGAUGGGAUUUGUGGACGGUGUUACACUAAUGAACUUCAUGUCUUCCCAGCUUCCAGGAUCAGGAAACCUCCUUGAUAUGUUCUGUGCUGCAGGAAUGUCUGCUCCCAGCAUCACUGUUAGCAACUCCUGUCCAGCCGACCUACCAAACAUUAAGAAAGAAUAUUUAGAACACGAUGCGAAAGCAAUGAUUAAAGAGCGUCAGAAGAAGGACAAUCAUAACUUAAUUGAACGCCGGCGAAGAUUUAAUAUCAAUGACAGGAUUAAAGAGCUUGGGACCCUCAUCCCAAAAUCCAGUGACCCGGAGCUGCGCUGGAAUAAGGGCACCAUCUUAAAGGCAUCUGUUGAGUACAUCAGGAAGCUGCAGAAGGACCAGCAGCGAGUACGCGACCUAGAAGGACGCCAACGCAAACUAGAGCAUGUGAAUCAGAGCUUGCUUCUGCGUGUACAGGAAUUGGAGAUGCAGGCUCAGCUACAUGGAUUUUCAGGCAAUCAACCAGCUGUGAUCCCCACAGAUGUUCUUAAAACAGAGACUUCAUCUGGAGUUGUGUCUGCCUUUGAGGGUCUGGUCACCCAACAGCAACAUAUGGACCCCUCCACCCUAGAUCUUGGAACACUGCACUUCUCAGAUCACCUGAGUGACUUAGUUGAUCAUGGCCUGAGUUUUGAUUUGAGUUUGACUGGAGAUUCGGCCAUUGCAGAUAUACUUAUGGACGAUGCUCUGUCGCCAUUGGGAGGAGCUGACCCCCUCCUCUCUUCUGUCUCUCCAGGAGCCUCCAAGACCAGCAGUCGUCACAGUAGCUUUAGUAUGGAAGAAGAUUCUUGA
Staurois parvus is the source of this 1590-nucleotide messenger RNA. Lineage: Eukaryota; Metazoa; Chordata; Amphibia; Anura; Ranidae. The record is from the annotation of a GenBank genome assembly.